GGCCCCCGCACCAACCGUUGCAAGAGCCAAACGAGGAUGACGGACAGUGUCAUGUCGGUCCACCCGAACGGCGAGACGAAGCUCGAGGUCGCCGACACACGCAGCAUCUUUCUCAACGACGAGGCCAAGAACCGCGAGCUCCGGCUCAAGGGGCAUUACACGACCAAUUGGGUCGCGACCUCCAAGUACACGCUCGUGAGCUUUGUGCCCAAGACGCUUUUUGAGUUUUUUCGGGUCAUUGCCAACGGCUAUUUCCUCUUCAUUUCCGUCAUUCAAUUGGCCACUUCGUGGUCGCCGACGAACCCGUACACGACGGCCGGUCCGCUCCUCAUUGUGCUGCUCGUCUCCAUGUUCAAGCAAGGACAUGAAGAUAAGAAGCGGCAUGAUGCGGAUGCGAUCCAAAACAGCCGCCUCUGCACUGUCGUAUCGACGGGGGGCAACCUCGUCAGCAAAAAGUGGCAAGAUGUGCUUGUCGGCGACAUUCUCUUUGUCAAGGACAAGGAUGAAUUGCCCGCCGACAUUUUGAUCUUGGCCACGUCGGAAGAAGAAGGCCGGUGCUUUGUCGAGACGUGCAACUUGGACGGCGAGACGAACUUGAAGCGCCGGACCGCGCUCGAGCCGAUUGCCAAACUCGUUGGCUUCCGCAGUCUCAACGACGCGGUGCUGAACGAAGAGGCGCACAAGGCGAGUUGCGCGGCGUUCCAAGGCUCGAUCGAGUACGAGCAGCCCAACAACCGCCUGUAUAACUUUACGGGGCGAAUCCAAGCGGCGUCGACCGGCGAUGCUGUGCCCAUCGGCCCCAACAACAUUAUCUUGCGCGGCUGCAGCAUCCGAAGCUGCGCCUAUGUGUUCGGGGUGGUGCUGUUCGCGGGCAAGGAAACCAAGCUCAUGCAGAACGCCCGCGCAACGCCGUCCAAGCAGAGCAACGUCUACCGCAUGGUCAACCGCUGCAUCGUGCUCAUCUUCUUGACACAGUUUCUCCUCUGCAUCAUCAGCACGCUCUCGUUCAACACGUGGGUCUCGGACUACAAGCAACGUGUGUGGUAUUUGCCGUUCAUCGAGGCUGAUGGCACGGCCUUUUUCACAUUCCUCAUCCUCUACAACAACCUCGUGCCCAUCUCACUCUACGUCUCCCUCGACAUGGUCAAGGUGGCCCAAGCCAAAAACAUCUCGUCAGACCCGGACAUGUGCCACGAAGGCUUCCACGCGAUUGCGCGCACGUCCGACCUCAACGAAGACCUCGGGCAGAUCGAGUACAUUUUCUCCGACAAGACGGGCACGCUGACGCAAAACAUCAUGGAGUUUCGCAAGUGCUCGGUCGGCGGUAUCGUCUACGGGUACGGGUCGACGGAAAUCGCGGCCGCGGUCGCGCUUCUCGCCAAGAAGGACACCUCGUCGUCGCUCAAGCCCAAGGAGCCCGAAGGGGACAUUGAGGCAGCUCAGAUCUUCCGCGACAAGACCAUCAACUUUGACGACCCGCGCUUGGUGCACGAGCUUGCGACGCAAGGUCCGAACGCGGACAAGAUUCGCGAUUUCCUGACGCUCCUCUCGGUGUGCCACACGGUGAUUCCGGAAGCGAACGCGACCACGGGGGCUGUAAACUACCGCGCAUCGUCGCCCGACGAGGAGGCGCUCGUCAAGGCCGCGCGCUGCCUCGGCUUUAAUCUCAAGACGCCAGCGCCGCUCUUGGAAGUCGAUGUGACACGCAAGGGGCAGGCCGCCGAGACGCAAGCGUACACGAUUUUGAACGUCAACGAGUUCAACUCGACGCGGAAGCGCAUGUCGGUCGUGGCCCAGUUCCCCGACGACCGCCUCGUCCUGCUGUGCAAGGGUGCUGACAAUGUGAUUCUGCCACGCUGCAAGAAGGACGCUUUCUCUGCCAACCUCGACGAACAGCUCCGCGACUUUGCGACCGAGGGCCUCCGGACGCUCGUGUUGGCGCAGCGCGAGCUCUCGGCUGCCGAGUACGACGCGUGGAACGUCAAGUACCAGGAGGCCGCCACAUCGCUCGUGAACCGGGACCAGAUGCUCGACGAUGUGGCCGAGCAGCUCGAAGUCGACAUGGACAUUGUUGGCGCAACCGCGAUCGAGGACAAACUCCAAGUUGGUGUCCCCCGCACGAUCUUCAACCUCGCGCAGGCCGGCAUCAAGAUUUGGGUUCUCACCGGCGACAAGGAGGAAACCGCUGUCAACAUCGGGCACGCGUGCCGGCUUCUCGACGAUGGCAUGAAGCUGCUGUACGUCAACCGCGAAAACAUUGACGACCUCGUGGCGCAGAUUGACUAUUUGUUUCAAAUGCCAGCGAUCCAAGACCUCUACAAGAAGAAAGCUGUGAGCAACGAGAUGGCGGUUGUCUGCGAUGGCAAGUCGCUCGUGCACCUCUUUCCCGCCAAAGCCACGACGCAGUCGGACGCGGAGAAAGCUGCGGCCAAAGAGCUUCGGCGCAAACUGCUGGUUGUUGCGAGCGUCUGCAAAGCGCUCAUUGCGUGCCGCGUCUCGCCCGCGCAAAAAGCCGACAUUGUCAACCUCGUGCGCUUCAACUCGGUCAACAAGCCUAUCACGCUCGCGAUCGGUGAUGGCGCCAACGACGUCAACAUGAUCCAGUCGGCGCACGUCGGCAUCGGUAUCUGUGGUCAAGAAGGUGUCCAGGCCGUGAAUGCGAGCGACUAUGCGAUCGCGCAAUUUCGAUUUCUCGAGCGCCUCUUGCUCGUACACGGACGGAGCAACUACAAGCGCAUUGCCAAGGUCAUCUUGUACUCGUUCUACAAGAACAUGUCGCUCGUGAUCGUGCUCUUCCUCUUCAACUUUUUCAACGGCCAAAGCGGCUCGUCGCUCUUUGAGAGCUUUGUGCUCGCGGGCUGGAACUUCUUUUUGGCGUUGCCGAUCAUUUCGAUCGGUGUGUUUGACCAAGACGUCAACCCGGAGCAAGCGCUGGCCUUCCCACCGCUGUACACGACGGGCCAGCGCAACGAGGACCUCAACGUCAAGUGCUUUCUGCUCUGGAUCGCCAACGCCGUCUACCACGCCUUUGUGAGCUUUUGGAUCCCGCUCUACAUUGUGCCCGCGUAUGCGACCCACUCGUUUUACCUCCAAGGCACGACGAUCUACUCGGGUUUGCUCAUGACGAUGAACGCCAAAGUCAUUUUGGAGACGCUGUGCUGGACGCGGUUCAGCUACGCAGUCCUCGCCUUCAGCAUCCUCCUCUACUUUUUCUUCCUCCUCGUGUACCCGUACUUGACGUUCCUCGGCACCGAUAUGGUUGGCGUGACGCCCAUCAUGCUUGGCGCGGAUCUUUACUGGGCCGUCUUCUUCCUCGUUCCCGUCGCUGGUAUUCUCGUCGAUGUGUCCCUGACGAGCAUCUACCGCAUGUACUGGCCGACAGAAGCCAACAUUUUGCGUGAACGCAGCGCGCUCAAGAAGGUCGACCAGCGCCUCAUGGACUGCUCGAGCCGGAAGGGGCUGGCCGGUGCCUCGCAGUCGUUCGUUGACAACGAGGGUGACGAGAAGGCGGGUGUCCGCAACCUCGAGAUGCGCAGCUACAAGGGGUUUGCCUUCUCUGCGCCCGACGACAAACAGGCGACGACACACCAAACGAGCACCGGGGCGAGUGUCCGCGAAAUCGCAACGCUGCGCGUCGACCAGCUCAGCACCGGGCGGCGUCUCAGCGACACACAGUCCAUGCAUGGGCCUCCGCGCCACAGCGACUCGUCCAAAGCCAACGAAGCGCGAUCGUCGGCCAAACCGUAGCCGCCGUGUACACAGAAUACCUACUGUAGCUAGCGACUCGAUGCUUUUCUUCACAAUAUCAAUAAACCCCAUGUCUCUGUCU
Molecule: messenger RNA, 3829 nt
Organism: Saprolegnia diclina VS20
Lineage: Eukaryota; Oomycota; Saprolegniomycetes; Saprolegniales; Saprolegniaceae
Exons: 13
Coding region: 37-3747 (1236 amino acids)
Biological process (GO): phospholipid translocation
Cellular component (GO): plasma membrane
Molecular function (GO): magnesium ion binding; ATPase-coupled intramembrane lipid carrier activity; ATP hydrolysis activity
Source: RefSeq, a predicted model, not a curated record